AAAUAAUAAUUAGUUGAGUUGAGAAUUGAGGUUCACUUGCCCUACUUUUCCAGAAUUGAGUGUCUCUGAAAUUGGGAGUUUUGUCCGGUGAAUUUGAAACUAAAGGCAUCAUUCAUCAGUUUUGUCCGGUGAAUUGGAGUUGUAAGCUGCCCUUUUCCUAUCUCUCUCUCGCACUCUCUUUUCUACUGCUGCCGAUGCUUGUUUCACCUUCACACCAAAACCCUAGUCCUUCUUUUUCAUAGAGCGAAUUUCUGGCAGCUGAAGCCCGAAAAACGUGUGAACUGACGAGCUUUCCCAUAGAAAUAGAAAAUGUUGUUUUUCUCAUACUUCAAGGACAUGGUGGGCAGAGAAGUGACAGUGGAACUGAAGAAUGAUUUGGCUAUCCGAGGUACACUCCAUUCAGUCGAUCAGUAUCUCAACAUUAAGCUCGAAAACACAAGGGUCGUUGAUGAAGACAAGUACCCUCACAUGCGUUCGGUGAGGAACUGCUUCAUCAGAGGAUCAGUGGUGAGAUACGUCCAGUUACCUCCAGACGGAGUCGACAUAGAGCUGCUUCAUGAUGCUACGAGGAGAGAAGCUCGUGGUGGCUAAAAGCCUAAAAUUUGAGACCUUCAAAAGCGGAUGUACUUUUAAACUUUUGAGUGGGUCAAUCAGCAUGUACUGAUUUGUUUUGUUAAAUGUAAUUUUAGAUGCUAUUGCAUGCAGUGCUUUGUAUUCCUGCUGUUACUCCUCUCCAUUUCAACCUAACUGUGUGGUGAAGCCUUGGAUAUGAAUGUCUGGGACUCAUAUUCCCUUGCCUACUGCUCGUAGAAGAGAGAGAAAUUUAUUUUAGAAAAAGUUGUACAAUGAAUGGUACACUUGGAUUUUUUAGUUUUUAAAAGUGCA
Molecule: messenger RNA, 885 nt
Organism: Solanum lycopersicum (tomato)
Lineage: Eukaryota; Viridiplantae; Streptophyta; Magnoliopsida; Solanales; Solanaceae
Product: sm-like protein LSM2
Biological process (GO): mRNA splicing, via spliceosome
Cellular component (GO): P-body; precatalytic spliceosome; U4/U6 x U5 tri-snRNP complex
Molecular function (GO): RNA binding
Source: RefSeq, a predicted model, not a curated record